Messenger RNA from Anolis carolinensis (green anole), 11065 nucleotides. RefSeq names its product neuregulin 1 (gene nrg1). Bases 144 to 2855 code for a protein of 903 amino acids. Gene Ontology annotation, biological process: animal organ development; activation of transmembrane receptor protein tyrosine kinase activity; nervous system development. The record is from RefSeq and is a predicted model, not a curated record. Lineage: Eukaryota; Metazoa; Chordata; Lepidosauria; Squamata; Anolidae. The transcript is spliced from 14 exons. Gene Ontology annotation, molecular function: protein tyrosine kinase activator activity; chemorepellent activity.
UUCUCCCCUCGCAGGUGCGACGCGCGCGAGAGAGUGAGUGAGUGAGAGAGAGAGGUCACGCGCACCCCCUCCCCCUCCGAUUGGCUGGCGGAGGCAGUGCCCCGCGCGGGAAGGCAACAGACUGAGCCUGGGAAGGAAGACACAUGGUCUGGCGGCGCUCGCGCCCUUCAGUUCGGACACUCCUCGCGGCUCUUGACCCCCUCCUCCCCCUCCCCUCUCCCUUCAAUGCUGCUCCUGAGGCGCUUCUUCAUCCUCCCUCCACAGUGAGCCUUCCCCUCCAGACAGGCCAAGCAGGGAGAGCCAUGCUGUGCCUCCUCUUCCUCUUCCUUUGGCUGUGUGGGGCCUCGGCGACGGCACUGGCAGCCCCUCAGUGCUCGGUGCAGGCGCUGGCCCAGCGCGCCUCCGUGGUGGUCGAGGGCAAGGUGCUUGGAGGAGGCGAGGAGGACGCGACGCUAGCGCCGUUCUCCCUGCUCCUCACGCAGCCCCCCGCCGCCUCCGGCUCCUCCUUCUCAGGGACCGUCCUCCCGCCCUCGCCAGCAGCUCCCAGCCCGCAGCUCCCGCUCCCCACCCAGCCCGCCUCUGCCUCCUCCCCUCCUUCUUCCUCGCCGCCGCCGCUAGUGGCUCGGGUGCGCGUGCUCCAGGUGUGGCCGGCCAAGAGCGGCGGGCUGCGGAAGGACGCGCUGCUGUGGGUGCUGCUGGCCCCGAGGGGCUCCUCCUCCUCCUGCGGGAACAGCAGCCGCCUCCUCCGCCGGGAAAGCCGCUACAUCUUCUUCAUGGAGCCCUUGGGGAGUAGCAGCAGCAGCCUCAACGGCACGGUCUCUCCGCCUUCGUCCCCGUCCCCGCCGCCGCUCUUCCGGGCGUCUUCCCCGCCCCUGGAGACGGGCAGGAAUCUCAGGAAGGAGGUCAGCAGGGUCCUGUGCACCAGGGAAUGUGGAAGGGCCACUUCCGAAGGGCCAAGUCAACAAAGCCUGGUAUCAACAGAGACGAAUGGCGGUAGCAGCUACAACACUAUUCCUCCUAAAUUGAAGGAGAUGAAAAACCAGGAAUCUGCUGUGGGUCAGACGCUAGUUCUCAGAUGUGAAGCCCGUUCUGAACACCCCUCUCUCAAAUUCAAAUGGUUAAAGAAUGGAACGGAAAUAACAAAAAGAAACAGACCAGGAAAUAUCAAAAUCAAGAGUCCCAAAAAACAAAAGACAUUCUCAGAACUUCGCAUUACUAGAGCUUCACUGGCUGAUGCUGGAGAAUAUACAUGUAAAGCAAGCAACAGGUUUGGGAAUGAAAGCACCAAAGCUCGGAUAAGCAUUACAGAUGAACCCCCUAGCCCGAAACCAGUUUUGACAAAUGGAACAAAUGCAUCUUCACAACUUAAUGACAACAUUCCAGCAUCAACUGAAGGAACAAAUACGUCUUCCUCUACAUCUACAUCUACCACGGGGACAAGUCAUCUCACAAGAUGUGACGUGAAUAAGAAAGGUUUCUGUGUAAAUGGCGGCGAGUGUUUCAUGGUCAAAGACCUUCCAAAUCCAAGAUAUUUAUGCAGGUGCCCAAAUGAAUUUACUGGUGAUCGCUGUCAAAACUACGUAAUGGCCAGCUUCUACAAGCAUCUUGGGAUUGAAUUUAUGGAAGCUGAGGAACUCUACCAGAAAAGGGUGUUGACCAUAACUGGCAUCUGCAUUGCUCUCCUUGUAGUUGGCAUCAUGUGUGUUGUGGCCUACUGCAAAACCAAGAAACAGCGGAAAAAGUUGCAUGAUCGUCUCCGGCAGGGCCUUCGAUCAGAACGUAACCACAGAGUCAACAUGGCAAAUGGGCCUCACCAUCCUCACCCACCCCCAGAAAAUGUACAGCUGGUCAAUCAAUAUGUAUCCAAAAAUGUAAUAUCCAGCGAGCAUGCAGUCGAGAGAGAAACAGAGACAUCAUUUUCUACAAGCCACUACACCUCAACGACCCACCACUCUACAACCGUAACCCAGACACCCAGCCACAGGCUCUUUACCAGUUGGAGUAACGGCCGGACUGAAAGCAUCAUCUCUGAAAGCCAUUCUGCCCUCAUGAGCUCUUCCGUGGAGAACAGCCGGCAUGCAAGUCCAUCUGGUCCCCGGGGGCGCCUCAACGGCAUAGGAGGGCCCCGAGAAAUCAAUACUUUCCUCAGGCAUGCAAGAGAGACACCCGACUCCUAUCGUGACUCUCCACACAGUGAAAGGUAUGUAUCAGCUAUGACCACACCAGCUCGCAUGUCACCUGUAGAUUUCCACACUCCAAGUUCUCCAAAGUCACCUGCUUCAGAAAUGUCUCCACAGGUCUCCAGCUUAACAAUGUCUGUCCCUUCUGUGGCAGUCAGUCCAUUCAUAGAAGAGGAGAGGCCUCUCCUACUGGUGACCCCACCCCGAUUACGGGAGAAAUACGAGCAUCACAUACAUCUGUUCAACUCCUCUUACCACCACAAUCCUGGCCAUGAAAGCAACAGUCUACCGCCAAGCCCCCUGAGGAUAGUGGAGGAUGAGGAAUAUGAAACCACCCAGGAGUAUGAACCAACACAAGAGCCCCCAAAGAAACUAGUCAAUAGUCGGAGGGCAAAAAGAACAAAAGCCAAUGGCCACAUUUCCAACAGAUUGGAAAUAGACACUGACACAAGCUGUGAGAACAGUAGCUCAGAGAGUGAAACGGAGGAUGAAAGAAUAGGUGAAGAUACGCCUUUUCUGAGCAUACAAAACCCCGUGGCAGCAGACCUAGAAUCAGCUUCUGCAUAUCGGUUGGCUGACACCAGGACUAACCAAACCAGCCGGUUCUCGACACAGGAAGAAUUGCAAGCAAGAUUGUCCAGCGUAAUAGCUAACCAAGACCCCAUCCCUGUAUAAAAACACUUUAAACCCCACAUAGAUUCACAUGUAAAACUUUAUUUUAUAUAAUGAAGUACUCCACCUUUAAAUUAAAACAAUUUAUUUUAUUUUAGCAGUUCUGCUAUUAGGAUUAAGAAAACCACAGGAGAAAAAAAAACUUUUAUAAAUUAAAUAUAUAAUGUAUAUACAAAAGUGUUAUGUGCCAUAUGUAGCAAUUUUUUUACAGUAUUUCAAAAAUAAGAACAAUAUCAAUGGUGCCUUUAUGUUAUGUUAUGUUGAGAGCAAGUUUUGUAAAAGUUUCCAAGUGAUUGCUGUUCCUACAGUAUUUCGCCGAAGUCUCUUAACAUUCUGGGUUAUUUCCUCUUAACUUGUCGCCCCGUCCUUGUCCUCCCCCCCCCCCCCUCAUUCCCGGCUCAUUUUCUUUUUGUGCGUUGCAUUAAUGGCUGUAUAGUUUGCAAGAAUUGCAGCAGUCCCUGUGUUUGCUUGUUGUACCCCGAUUCAAAAAAAUAGCCCCGUUUUUAUUUGCUUGCCCUAUAUUAAUUGCUCUCUACUCUGGCGGAACUGAGGGUUGCUUUGGGAGCCUUGAGGAGAUGCUAGAUCCAAGAGCAUGUUGUUAUUAAGUAGCCACCCUAAGCAUCUUUUUUGAUAGAAAGGCAAGGCAUCAAUUAAAUUUAAUCAAUAAAAUAAAACAGCAAGACAAUGCAUACAAAAGACGUAGUGCUAUAUUAGCUAUUUGACAGAAAUAUUGUGAUUUUACAUUUAAUGUUAUCAGCCCAAGAAUCUGCUCGAAUGUACGUAAGAACUAUGGUUUUGUCCCUAUCACUGAGAAAGUGAAAGAAGUUGAAUUUAAUAGUGUUUCUUAAAAGUACAAGUUUAGGAUUGUUGGAUCACAAAAGGUAAUGGGACACAAUCUAGCUGAGAGUUCAUCUUUGAAAUGAAUAGGAUCUGCGCUGGAGCACAACUGGCCUUUUGUUCUGCACCUAUUGAUUUAGCAUGUAGGAAAACAGCAUGUUAUUUUACCAGUAGGAAAUCCUCCUACUGGAUUGUGUCCGGAUUAAGAUCAUUGUAGUUCAUAAGUAUUUUAGAACUUGAUGGCGCAGCGGGUUAAACCACUGAGCUGCUGAACUUGCUGACCGAAAGGUCAACGGUUUGAAUUUGGGGAGCAGGGUGAGCUCCCGUUAUUAGCUCCAGCUUCUGCCAACCUAGCAAUUCAAAAACAUGCAAAUGUGAGUAGAUCAAUAGGUACUGCUUCAGCAGGAAGCUAACUGUGCUCCAUGCAGUCAUGCCGGCCACAUAACCUUUGAGGUGUCUAUGGACAACAUCGGCUCUUUGGCUUAGAAAUGGAGAUGAGCACCAACCCCCAGAGUCCGACAUGGCUAGACUUAAUGUCAGGGAAAACCUUUACCUUUACCUAUUCGUAACCAGGUAAGAAAGGGACUAAAUAACAGAGGGAACUGCAGUGUCAUUGAUAAAAUCACAAUAAUUUUGAGCCUGCAUUUUAGGUUGAGACAUGUUUUAUAUUCAGUUUGUGAGGAAAAUAGCAGACUACUCUUUGGUUGGAUGAUCUCUUCUAUUGCACUAAUACCAAAUACAUAUAAGACAGAACCAAAAUUUACUAAAGUAAGAUUUAUGGGGAAAGUUCAGAUAUUAAGCAUAUGUCAGGCAAUCAGUUUUUGGUUUUAUUUCAGUGUUUGUAAGACAAGCAUGUUAGGUAUGCCAGGCUCCCGACCAUGCAUGAGUUUUUGUUAUGUACAUGCAUGUGGCCACUGAUUGAAAGCCUUCCUAGCAAGCGGACCAAACUAGGAUGAGAAAGUAGCAGAUCUGUUUGUUUAAAUUAAAGGGAUCCCAAAAUCACAUAUAAGCAUUUGCAAGGUCCUAUUUUUAGAGCAAAAUUAGAGGUUGCAUGGGUGUGUGCUAGGUAGAGGCAUGAUAAGCCUCUAUGAAUCCAUGUGUACAUUUUGCCCUAAAACUUCCCACUAUGCUGACUGCAUAGUUGAGAUAUUUCCUGAUUUAAAGCAACACAUCUGCCAUCUUCUAAUUUGGUCUUUUACCACCAGCGGCAGAGUUAUUGAAAGUCAACCUCGCUUUUGAACAUGAAAGCUUAGGUACACUUUCCCUUUAUGACUUAUCCUACCCUCUGUCGAGCAGCCUGGGAACUGGAGGAGAUAUAUCCUAUGGAUGCUCUUUUUUGUGAAUGAAAAAAAAAUAACUGGUUGCACUUCUAUUGUCAGCCCUCAGGAGAAUCUGUUAGGAAAACAAAUCUGUUUUUAGUUCAUGGCUGGUCAUUUGAAGUCAGUUAAGAGUGAUGCAUAUCCAUAUGUGGCUGAGUUCCUCAAAGCUCCCAGAGGGCCUGAUCUGGAGAAUGUAACUUGAACACUGUAGGAUUCAAUGCUAAUCCUAUGAAUCAGGAAAACUUACUCAGUGGGAUUUAGUUCUGCAUAACUGCAUAGGCUCGUGCUAUAAGCGUUGAUGAAGUUACACUACAGAACUACCAAUCAAGCUGCUUUCCAGUUAUGCAGUUCACAUGUACACAAGCUUGAAGUUUCCAUUUCAUUUAUUGACUUCAAGUGCAUGUUUAACUGCAUUGCUAAAUACUGGCUGCUUGUUCACAACCUAAAAAUGGAAUGUUUUCUAGCAUUAGCUUUCUGGCAUCCUCGGAGUCUUCAUUUGCUAGUGAAUAUCUGCUUUCUCAAAGUAAGAAGAUAUUCCUGUGUUGCUUUGUUUCCCAGAAGACCUCCAUGGCCCUGUCUCUUGAGCCUGCUCAAAAUAUCUUAUGUGCCUCUGAAAGCUUCAUAUUGUAGGAACUAUUUGGCUCCCAUAGUGUAAUGACAAGAGGAGGGAGGAGGUACCAUCCUUUUCCUGCAUGAGUUUGAGCAGUGAAGAGUAAGAUCUUAUACAACUUUGCCAAUCUGUGAUGUAUAACCUAAGACCUCUCAGAUCAUGAAUUCUCCCUUCAUUUUCCAUACUUGGUCAGGUACUGAGGCAAAAGAUUUUCAAGCACUAUCACGUCAGGUGUGUGUAGCCACACAAGCAUAUGAUCCAGAGAAAGGGGACACACUCUUACUUGAAAAUGAACUAUCUUGGGUCUUGAUAAAGAGCCGGCCCUAGGUAUUUUUCAAGUGUAGGCGAACAGAAUUUUGGUCCCCCCCCCCCCAAAACCAAUCACUGAAAAAUAAAAGCGUUGGUUGAGCGAAAAUGUUGGAUGAUAAGGAGGGAUUAAGGGAAAGCCUAUUAAAAAUCAAAUUACAUUAAGAUUUUACAAACUAAGCACCAAAACAUCAUGUUUUACAACAAAUCAACAGAAAAAGCAGUCUCAACUGUGCCCCUGUAUGUUUUGCGCCACAGGCGACUGCCUAAUUCGCUUCAUUGUUGGACUGCCGUCUGCGCAGUACCACAAAAAUUAGGAAACCAAGUCAACCCCGGCAGUAUAGAUUUUUGCUCUUGAUGCUACAGAUAUCAUAGUACUAAGCACACUGUCAAAAGACAAAUGGUAAUCUUUUUCAGUAAUUUUAUCAAUUAUUCGCUGCAUAAACUUUCCUCCUAGAUAUAUUUGUUGGCUUCAUUAUUGUAUGUGAAACAAAGAGAGCUUGAUUGCUGUGAAUCACUCUUCUCUCAUAUCACUUUUUAUGUUCACUGAAUUACUUUUUUUUUCUUCAUUGUUCCUAAGGGCAUGGUUAGGGAACACCUCUCCAUACUUCCUAUUUUAUGGUGGAGUAUGGUGGCGCAGCAGGUUAAACCGCUAAGCUGCAGAACUUGCUGAUCAGAAGGUCGGGGGUUCAAAUCCGUGGUACUGGUGACCUCCCGUUGUUAGCCCCAGCUUCUGCCAACCUAGCAGUUCGAAAACAUGCAAAUGUGAGUAGAUCAAUAGGUACCGCUUUUGUGGGAAUCUAACAGCACUCCAUGCAGUCAUGUCGGCCACAUGACCUAGGAUUUGUCUACGGACAACGCUGGCUCUUCGGCUUAGAAAUGGAGAUGAGCACCAACGCCCAUAAUCGGACAUGACUAAACUUAAUAUCAAGGGGAAACCUUUACCUACACUACCAGAACAAUAAAAAAAUGUUACCAAUACAAAAGCAGUAAGCUCCAUUCAUCUGCCCCCUUCCAUAUUCAUGUUUAAGGGCAGAAUUGCCCCCAAAUCUGCUAUAUAGAUUUCUACAAGUUGAAGAUUGUAGGUACUAAAUUAACCCAAUCAAGAAGCAAAAGGACAUUGAGGUCUGAAGUUGGCCAACAUUGUUACUGAUGUUGGAAAAUCUGUCUCUCCUCUGACGAACUCUAGGCAAGGAAAUUACGGUCUUCUAUUUAGCCUUUUUUCCAAGGUUGAUGAGUCACUACUAGAAACUGCCUAUUUAAGAAGAUUAAGUACUUAAUAUUAUCUCUGUAUUGUAAUUAUACCUCAGUUACUGAAUAUCUAUUCAAUACUGAAAGUAUACUUGCAGGUUCCUAAUUGGUAUAGAUAAGAUGAAAUGUUUUUUUGUUAAAUCCUAGCUGUGACUCCAUCUACCUGACAAGGUGUUAAAUGCAAAGCGUGCCAACUUAAAUGGCAGCCAUUCAGAGCUAAUACAUUUGGUGAGCUGACAUUCUAUUGAUGUAAAAAGAGCAGUUGUGUCUUACAGCUAAUUGCAGCAUUUUCAAGGUCAGAUUUAACAUGUGAUAUAUACUACAGGGAGUUGAACACCACAGUAGAGAAAUUUACUUCCACAUCAGUUUAAAAUGUCAGUACAAAUGCAUUGAUUGUGUGCUUAACAUUAUCGUUUGUAAAUUUGCAUUUACAACACUGGCAAGGAUCUACAGAAAUCCCUGUGCAUCAUUUAAUUAUUGUUUCUAUCUUACUAAUAUUUUCUCUAAACUUGCUCAAGGCUCUGUCACUGUACUGCUGUACAAUAAUAUUAUGAGUGGAAGUUAUUAAUUCAUCACCAAAUAGUCAAAUUAUUGAGAAAAUGGACUAAAGAGGCAGAAAAAGAGUAAAAAAAAUUAGAAUAAUAUCUAUGCAUCUAAAGGUAUCCUUUCCACUGAUUUUUCAUCCUUUUUUGGGGGUCGGUUACAAUGAGCUAAUGAGUGAUCGGAUUCACUAGAAUGAAUAAAAUGAAAUAUUUUAUCAAAUGUUUAUAUAGAAGUUACGGUGGGAAUACAUCUUUCCUGCAUCUGCCCUAGAAGUUGCCUUGAAUUUUCCAUCUGACUUAAAAGGCAAAGUGGUUAGUUAGUAUGUCCAUAAACAUUGGUUACCUAGUCAUCACAUUGUUCCCUUGCUUAUAAAAUGCAACAGAUUUGCUGUAUUUUAGUCACUAUAUUCUGAAAUGUAUUCCAUUGUCUGUUUUUAUUUGUUUGUAAUCCUGUACUUUUGGGACAUUUACAGGCAUAGGAGAGAAACAAAUCUUUCUACCAUGAUAUUCGUUCAUAGAUUUUUGGUUUAAAACAUUUUCUCCCUGUGUUGGGUAUUCACAUUUCUAGAGCCACUAAAAGCCACAACCACUGGUCCCUCAAAAGAACAGAAAAUACGAAUGGGGAACUGACAUUUAGGAAAGAGCUGGCAUUAAGUUUGAAAGCAGUCAACUUGUUUGUGUGGUUCAAAAUGUUGGAUAGGAUUUCUGAAGUAGCUAGAAUUCAAUUUAAAGCAGAUGUUAAGUUGAAUCAGAGCAGUGGUUCUCAACCUGUGGGUCCCCAGGUGUUUUGGCCUACAACUCCCAGAAAUCUCAGCCAGUUUACCAGAUUUUAGGAUUUCUGGGAGUUGAAGACCAAAACAUCUGGGGACCGACAAGUUGAGAACCACUGUCCUACAGUAUCCAACAUAGUAUAAUAAUUUAGCAGGAUUCACAGCUGUGCUAUGAUGGCACCUCUUGAAAGGCUUUCCCCUUGAUAUACCAUCUUACAACCUACAAUAGAUGUCCACCAAGAAAACAUAAAGGGUAGUAUUUUAUCGCAUUUAAAGGGAAAUAAAUUCUGGACUUCAUGGGAUUAUUUGAAAUACAUGUAGCCAUUUCCAUGUCGGAUCAGAGGGGGAUCAGCAAAGAUGUGUCCAACUAUUCUGGUUUUGGACAUGCAGCAAAGAUGUCGUGUACAAACACCACACAAGGACCUCUACAGAUAUCUGUUGUAGCACAUCCAAUUGCAGGAAAAUGGCUAGAGACAUAUCACUUAUCUCUCCUCCACAGCCAUGGCAGGGAGGGGGUUGUGCAAAACACUUAAAACAGCGGUUCUCAACCUGUGGGUCGCCAGAUGUUUUGGCCUUCAACUUCCAGAAAUCCUAACAUCUGGUAAACUGCUGCGAUUUCUGGGAGUUGUAGGCCAAAACAACUGGGGACCCAUAGGUUGAGAACCACUGGUUUUAAAAGUAUCUUUGAGGAUACUUCUAAUGGGGGAUUCCAGCCUUUGUUGCAAUGAGAAGAACAUGCUGCUUAAUACCCUAUCUGUGACAAGUCAUAGAUAUGUGUGGAAGCAUAAGGAGAAAAGGCACAAACAAAGGUAGCCAAGCUUAUGAUUAGUUCAUAUCUGCAUGAAUAUUGCUUGAUCUCCCAUUGCUAGCUGACUUGCAAUUAGUUGAAUGUAUUGCACUCUCGUUAAUUUUGGAUGGUGAGAACAUUCCAUCUGGGUUAUUAACCAUGUUGGUUCAUUUAUGGAUAUAAAUCAGUGCUGCACCAAUGAUAAAUGAACAUGCAUGACGAAAUCAGAUGAUAUAAUUGUGUGAGAUGCAACCAUGGUUAUGAACAAGAGCAUCCAUCUAAGUGAUUUCCCUCCCAUAAAUACAAGCUAAAAGUUGUCUUUGUUAUUAUUAUUAUUAUUAUUAUUAUUAUUAUUAUUAUUAUUAUUACAAACAAAAGACUGCAUCAGUUCUCAGGGCAUUCAAUAUUUGUCAUCCUACGUUUAUUAAGUGCAUCACCUAUUCCCCCUUCCCCUUAACAUUGGCUCAAAAUCAGGGCCGUAGCCAGAAAAAAAUGGGAGGGGGUUGAAACUUUUUUUUUUUUUAGUGAAUCAUGAAGAGUAGUUCCAAAACGCAAUACAAUUUAGAAAUCAGGGUCCAUUGAUACACUUCAGUGGACACUCAAGACCAAUCAAUUUAAGUGGACACUCGUGGGGAUUUGGUUAACCAGUUAAAAUUCAUGAGUAAACCAGGUUUUUUUAAAAAAAAACUGAAAAUUUUCGUGAGAGAAGGUUUGAACCCCUAACCCCCCCCCCCCACACACACACACACACUUCUUGGCUCAAAAUGUAUCUUGAAACAACAGUAAAAAUAAAUAACUACAGUCCUGAGUGUAGUAGCUGCUCUCCUAUAGCAGUAGGCCAGAGAUAGCAUUGCAUAAUAAAAAGUUUGGCAAUAAAAAAAAAAUCUUGUUACCCAAAUGAGAGUUUAUAAGGCACUGUAACUGCUGCAGUUUAUCCAAGUUUUCUGUGCAACUAAACUCCCACCAGUUUGCAAUCUGUCUACAUCUUUAUGGUACAUCUCAAUAGCCAUCUUACUCAGUAUUACUUGCUGGUGGAGAAGCAACUGUAUGUUUUCCUUAUUCAUUUUCAUCAUCAUUUUAAAGCACCAUGUCCAUAUUUUCCUCCAGUGCCUGCAUCAAUGCAAGAAAAGAAUGGCUGAGCAUUCUGCAAGCUUAACUGAUGCCUGGCAAACAAAACUAUACAUCCUUUACUAGGAGCUCUAAGCCACGUUUGCUCUUACCCUGUUCAGCACUGGCUCAAACUCUAUCAGCCAUGAUGACUUGAUACUCGGCUGAUCGACCCUAUAUGAAAUGCUGCAGAGAAAAUGCAGACAACGAAAUGGCCACAUAUCAUUUUGAGUAUACUAUUCUUUUUGUAAAUACAUCUUGUACAUACUUGGAUGUUUCCCCACACUCAUUUAUUGUCUCCACGAGUUCUAUAUCAGUUAUAACAGUGUAAAUAACAUAAUGUUCUUUAUUAUUUAUAUGUAGGCAUUGAGAGAGAGAAAGGCAUCUUACUUUAAGGUGUAUGUCAAAAAUUGUUUGGUUAUAUCUUUCCCAUCCCCUUCAAAACUGUAAUGUAUUUUUCAUUUUUUUCCUUUUCUUUUUAAUUAUAAUUUAUUGGUCUGGAGAGAAUGUAUCUGUAAUGGAAAAUGUACAAAGAACGCACAGUGGAAGGCCAUAAGGUACUGAUAAACUAAAGAAUCUAUAAUCCUAAAUAUGAAGCAAUAAGCAAUUGUUGAUUUAUUUAAGGUUUUGCUGUUCAUUUUCAGUAAAAGAGGUUCUGGAAUAAAUUGCUACUGUGUAGUAUCA